Messenger RNA from Linum tenue, 561 nucleotides. The record is from the annotation of a GenBank genome assembly. Lineage: Eukaryota; Viridiplantae; Streptophyta; Magnoliopsida; Malpighiales; Linaceae.
AUGGUCCCCUUCAGCUGCUCCUCCAUCCGAACCACCACCUGCUCGGCCACCCUCUACCACAUCACCACCGCCGCCAACACCACGCCGCAGAAAGUCGCCUCCGACUACUCCGUCUCCCCGUCCCAGCUAAAGCCCAUCGCCCACCUCGACCGCCAGGACCUGCUCGUCACGGUGCCCUGCGCCUGCCAGGGCGUCAACGGGACCGUCGCCUACUUCUACGACACCCACUACGCCGUGAAAACCGGCGACACGUUCGCCAACGUGUCGGCGGAGGUGUACAGCGGCCAGGCCUGGCCGACGGGGGACGAGGCGAGGAGGUUCAUCGCCGGGAAGAGCGUGACGAUGAACCUGUUGUGCGGGUGUUCGGCCGGCGAGGAUGUGGUGACGUACACCGUUCAGGACGGGGAUACGUUGUUCGGCGUGGCGACGAUGUUGGCGUCCGAUGUGAAGGGGAUUCAGCGGCUGAAUGGCAAGUUGCUGGGGAACUCGAGUGAUUUUAUUGACGUCGGCGAGGUUCUGUUUGUGCCGGUUACGAUCAACAACGGAACUCUGUUGGGUUAA